Messenger RNA from Penaeus chinensis, 2096 nucleotides. RefSeq names its product ubiquitin-conjugating enzyme E2 Q2-like. Gene Ontology annotation, molecular function: ubiquitin conjugating enzyme activity. The record is from RefSeq and is a predicted model, not a curated record. Gene Ontology annotation, biological process: protein polyubiquitination. The transcript is spliced from 9 exons. NCBI's taxonomy places the organism in Eukaryota, Metazoa, Arthropoda, Malacostraca, Decapoda, Penaeidae. The coding region runs from base 121 to 1269 and encodes 382 amino acids. Gene Ontology annotation, cellular component: nucleus.
CUCGUCGGGAAGGAAGGAGAGAGAGACGACUCGCGCUGAGCUGUCAUCUCUGCUGUGUAUUUUCUCGCAGUUCUUCCGCAAUUGAUUCCAUGCCAGGAAUAAGGGCGCAUUGAAAUUAUCAUGGCGUGUUUGAACACCCUCAAGCAAGAAAUACGGGUACUGGAGAACGCGUUUCCAAAAACAGACGAGCUGUUCCAAGUGGUGGCGGCCAGUGUUGACGAACUGACCUGCCGAUUUAUUUCCAAAACGAACAAGAAAUAUGACAUUCACGCCAAUAUCACAGAGACGUACCCACACUCCCCUCCAGUCUGGUUUGCAGAGACUGAGGACACUAACGUUACUAAUGCCAUUGAACGGCUCAGCAACACCAACGGCAGAGAUAAUCAUGUGUUACAGCAGGUGAAGCUCCUUCUGCGUGAAUUGUGUGCAGCAUAUGGAAUGGAGGAACCCCCUGACCUAGAGGACAGACUAGACCUUGUUUCUGUACCUCAGGUCAUUAAUGGGAAUGACAGUAUUGACCAUCAUGAAGAAUAUGAAGAUUCUGAGAUGGAAGAGGAGGAAGAAGACAUGGAGGAGGACAUUCACUUGGAGAUGGAGGACAAUUCCUCCUCCCAUGCAGCCCAAAAAGAUGAAGGCAUUGACCCAGGUAAUUUGGCCACGUUGGACCGGCUGAAGGCCAACCAGCGGCAAGAUUACCUUAGGGGAUCCAUUUCUGGUAGUGUGCAGGCCACAGAUCGCCUCAUGAAGGAGCUCAGGGAUAUAUACCGCUCAGAUAGCUUCAAAAAAGGAGUAUACAGUGUGGAGUUAGUAAAUGACAGUCUUUAUGAAUGGAAUGUCAAACUGCUGAUAGUGGACUCCGAUUCACCACUCCACAAUGACCUGGUGCUGCUCAAGGAGAAGGAGGGAACAGACCACAUACUAUUCAACUUCCAUUUUAAGGAGAUGUACCCCUUUGAGCCUCCAUUUGUGCGGGUCGUUCAUCCGGUGAUUAGCGGGGGCUACGUGCUGGUUGGUGGUGCCAUUUGUAUGGAGCUUCUCACCAAGCAGGGAUGGAGUUCAGCGUACACAAUUGAGGCCGUUAUCAUGCAAAUAGCCGCAACAUUGGUUAAGGGUAAAGCAAGAAUCCAAUUUGGGGCAAAUAAAGCUGGCAAAGUUAGCGUAAGUAUCCCAGGGCAGUACAGUUUGGCGAGGGCACAACAGUCAUUCAAGUCACUUGUACAGAUUCAUGAAAAGAAUGGCUGGUUCACACCACCUAAGGAAGAUGGUUAAGGAAGUGUCCCACUGGAUGUUGUCCCCAAGCCUCUACUUCAUCCUUCUGUACCCUCACUCUGGCUGUCGCCGCUGCCUCUUCCACCGCCUCCACCUCUCCUUGGCCCCACCAUUUCCACUUCUUCAUGGUAACUCUCCUUCACAUCAACAUCUAGGAGUGGUUUAAGUUUUAUUUCUAAACUGUGUAGAACAACACAAUUGGCCAAUGCAGUACUAGAGUUACUGUAGUCACUGUAUUUUUUUGUUUUUUUUUCCUUCCUUUUUUUUUUUUAAGGGAAUUCAUGACUAUUAAGAAUCAUGGAGUUUGUUUUUAAAAUUCUUAAAUGUUUCAGACUUAAACAAAAAUACAGUGUCUGACAUAUAUGACUAGAAGAAAUGUAAAUCUUUAUCUUCAUAUCUUCAUUUAAUUAUCUCUGGACUAGGAUUGGCUGUUGGACACAGGAGAUGAACUGUCAGAAAUAAUCAAUUCAUAUGCUUACCUCUGUUAAAUUUUGUUAAGUAUUCUAGCUCUUUUAUAACUGAGGAAUGAUGCUUUCUGGACUACAAUAUGCUAUGCCCAAGAUAAGUCUGUAUUUGUAUUGGUGGAAAUGUGAUCUGUUUAUUUUUAUUUUUGAACAGAAUAUAUUGUCACUUUUGUGCGAGAAGGGUUUCUGUACAAGUUUUGUAAACUAGAGAGAGCUUGUUUUUCACCUAUAAUUUUUUGAAUGAUUUUUCUGCUAGUACUUUUGAGAGGCUUGAGUGUAAGGGUGUUUUACAUUUCUGCUGUAAUUUUAGAUAAUUUUUUUGUCUUUUUUUUUUUUUUUUUUUCAGUUUUAUGUGCAUUGAUU